Gavialis gangeticus (Gharial) is the source of this 3765-nucleotide messenger RNA. RefSeq names its product ATPase phospholipid transporting 11A (gene ATP11A). Gene Ontology annotation, biological process: phospholipid translocation. NCBI's taxonomy places the organism in Eukaryota, Metazoa, Chordata, Crocodylia, Gavialidae. The record is from RefSeq and is a predicted model, not a curated record. Gene Ontology annotation, cellular component: plasma membrane; endoplasmic reticulum; trans-Golgi network. Gene Ontology annotation, molecular function: ATPase-coupled intramembrane lipid carrier activity; magnesium ion binding; ATP binding. Bases 109 to 3693 code for a protein of 1194 amino acids. The transcript has 29 exons.
GCGCGGCGGCUCCGCUCCCCACGCGCGCCUGCCGGGGCGGCUCCUGCAUGCGGGAGCGGGGCGGCUGCAGCUUGUGCCCGGCGGUGGCGGCGGAACCCGUGCCUCGCCAUGGACUGCAGCCUCCUCCGCACCCUCGUGAACCGAUACUGUGCUGGAGAAGAGAAUUGGGUAGACAAUCGGACUAUUUAUGUUGGGCACCGCGAACCCCCUUCAGGCGCUGAAGCAUAUAUUCCACAGAGAUAUCCAGAUAACAGAAUAGUUUCAUCAAAGUACACAUUUUGGAACUUUGUACCGAAGAACUUGUUUGAGCAAUUCAGAAGAAUAGCUAACUUUUAUUUUCUCAUCAUUUUUCUUGUUCAGUUAAUUAUUGAUACACCAACCAGUCCGGUAACAAGUGGACUUCCACUGUUGUUUGUCAUCACUGUAACAGCUAUUAAACAGGGUUAUGAAGAUUGGCUUAGACAUAAAGCAGACAAUGCAAUGAACCAGUGCCCUGUCCAUUUCAUUCAGCAUGGCAAACUGGUUAGAAAGCAAAGCCGAAAAUUAAGAGUUGGAGAUAUUGUGAUGGUAAAAGAAGAUGAAACGUUCCCAUGUGACUUAAUAUUUCUAUCAAGUAGUCGAGGGGAUGGAACAUGUUUUGUUACAACUGCUAGUUUGGAUGGUGAAUCUAGUCAUAAAACUUACUGUGCUGUUCAAGAUACAAAAGCAUUUCGUACCGAACAAGAAAUUGAUGCACUGCAUGCUACCAUUGAAUGUGAACAACCUCAGCCUGACCUUUAUAAAUUUGUUGGUCGAAUAAAUGUUUACCAUGAUAGGAAUGAACCUAUUGCCAGGCCAUUAGGAUCUGAAAAUCUGCUUCUUAGAGGAGCUACUUUAAAGAACACAGAAAAAAUCUUUGGUGUUGCUAUAUACACUGGCAUGGAAACUAAGAUGGCAUUAAAUUACCAGGCAAAAUCACAGAAACGAUCUGCUGUAGAAAAAUCAAUGAAUGUAUUCCUGAUUGUAUACCUCUGUAUUCUAAUAAGUAAAGCAUUAAUAAAUACAGCCUUGAAGUAUGUCUGGCAGAGUGAUCCGUUUCGUGAUGAACCAUGGUAUAACCAGAAAACAGAAUCAGAAAGGAAAAGAAAUCUGUUUCUUAGAGCAUUUACCGACUUCCUUGCGUUCAUGGUUCUUUUCAACUACAUUAUUCCUGUAUCCAUGUAUGUUACUGUGGAAAUGCAGAAGUUUCUUGGUUCUUAUUUCCUUACGUGGGAUGAAGAAAUGUUUGAUGAGGACACAGGUGAAGGCCCUCUGGUGAAUACUUCUGACCUCAAUGAAGAGUUAGGGCAGGUUGAAUAUGUCUUCACAGAUAAAACAGGAACAUUAACUGAGAACAACAUGGAAUUCAUAGAGUGCUGCAUUGAAGGGCAUGUUUAUAUACCUCAUGUCAUCUGUAAUGGGCAAAUCCUCCAUGAUUGUACUGGCAUUGAUAUGAUUGACUCUUCUCCAGGAGCAAGUGGGAAAGAGAGAGAGGAGUUGUUUUUCCGAGCUCUUUGUCUUUGUCACACUGUUCAAGUGAAAGAUGAUGACAACAUAGAUGGACUAAAGAAAAGCCAGCUGUCGAGAAGGCCUUGUAUAUAUAUAUCCUCAUCACCAGAUGAAGUUGCUUUAGUGGAAGGAAUACAAAGGCUUGGUUACACAUAUCUAAGGCUGAAGGACAACUUUAUGGAAAUUUUAAAUCGAGAAAAUGACAUUGAGAGGUUUGAAUUACUAGAGACUUUGAGUUUUGAUUCUGUAAGGAGACGAAUGAGUGUAAUUGUUAAAUCGGCAACAGGUGACAUUUUUCUCUUUUGUAAGGGAGCAGAUUCUUCAAUAUUUCCUAGAGUUAAAGAGGGCAAAAUAGAUCAAAUACGAUCUCGGGUUGAGCGCAAUGCAGUGGAGGGACUCCGAACACUGUGUGUUGCAUAUAAGAAGUUCACACACAAAGAGUAUGAUUUUUUGCACAAGAUGCUUCAGAGUUCAAUGCUGGCCCUGCAGGAUCGGGAAAAGAAACUGGCAGAGGCAUAUGACAAGAUAGAAAAGGAUCUUAUUUUGCUUGGUGCUACAGCUGUUGAAGACCGACUACAAGAAAAAGCUGCUGACACUAUUGAAGCACUCCAGAAAGCUGGCAUUAAAGUUUGGGUUCUGACAGGAGACAAAAUGGAAACUGCUGCAGCCACUUGCUAUGCCUGCAAGCUCUUCAGAAGAAACACACAAAUACUUGAGCUAACCACGAAGAAAAUUGAGGAACAAAGUUUACAUGAUGUGCUGUUUGACCUAAGCAAAACUGUCCUUAGGCAAAGUGGCAGCUUAACCAGGGACAGCUUCUCAGGACUUUCAGCUGAUAUGCACGAUUAUGGUUUAAUUAUUGAUGGAGCAGCAUUAUCAUUAAUAAUGAAACCCAGAGAAGAUGGGAGCUCGGGUAACUACAGAGAACUCUUCCUUGAAAUCUGCAGAAACUGCAGUGCAGUGUUAUGCUGUCGAAUGGCGCCUUUGCAGAAAGCACAGAUUGUAAAACUGAUUAAAUUAUCUAAGGAACAUCCUAUCACAUUAGCAAUUGGUGAUGGAGCAAAUGACGUCAGUAUGAUUCUUGAAGCACAUGUUGGUAUAGGAGUCAUUGGAAAGGAAGGUCGUCAGGCUGCAAGAAAUAGUGACUAUGCAAUACCUAAAUUUAAACAUUUGAAAAAAAUGUUACUUGUUCAUGGGCAUUUUUAUUAUGUGAGGAUAUCAGAACUUGUGCAAUACUUCUUUUAUAAGAAUGUCUGCUUCAUUUUUCCUCAGUUUUUAUAUCAAUUCUUCUGUGGAUUUUCACAACAGCCUUUAUAUGAUACUGCAUAUCUUACACUGUACAAUAUCAGCUUCACUUCCCUUCCCAUCCUUUUGUACAGUCUACUGGAACAGCAUAUUGGGGCAGACAUGCUCAAGAGAGAACCUACCCUGUACAGGGAUAUUGCCAAGAAUGCUCUUCUGCGCUGGCGUGUGUUCAUUUAUUGGACAUUUCUGGGAGUAUUCGAUGCUAUGGUAUUUUUCUUUGGUGCCUAUUUCUUGUUUGAAAAUACAUCUGUUAGCAGCAAUGGACAGAUGUUUGGAAACUGGACUUUUGGAACGCUGGUAUUUACUGUGCUCGUAUUUACAGUUACAUUAAAGCUUGCGCUAGAUACACGCUACUGGACAUGGAUAAAUCACUUUGUGAUCUGGGGAUCAUUACUGUUCUACAUCAUCUUUUCCUUACUCUGGGGAGGAAUUAUCUGGCCUUUUCUUAAUUAUCAAAGGAUGUACUAUGUGUUCAUGCAGAUGCUGUCUAGUGGGCCUGCAUGGCUGGGUAUCAUUCUGCUCAUAAUAAUCAGUCUUCUUCCUGAUGUACUCAAGAAGAUCUUAUGCAGACAGUUGUGGCCCACAGCAACAGAAAGAAUCCAGAAUGCAUCAAGGCAGCAUCGGGACCACAUUUCAGAAUUCACACCUCUUGCCUCUAUGAAAAGCCCCAGAUACAGGAGCAAUGACUGCAGCAGUUCCCCACCAAGAAGGUCUAAUUCUCAUUCUAAAAAAAUGAUGUUUACGCACUGGAGAGGCAUUGAUUAUUCAAUACUUCCAUCUGUCUUUGGCUAUUCAAAUAAGCCUUGCAAUUCCAGUGCAAGUUACUGCUACAGUGGGUCAGGUUUGGAAACAUCUGUAUGACAGAUCACCAAUUCAAGCCUUUAAGAACUGUAUUUUUUUGUUUAUUUCUUUUUUGCAAAUACGGAAAACAAA